GGGGUUUUUAAUAAAACAAAUUGCAACAAAGAUAUUAUAAGUUUUUGAAAAAUCCAAAGUUCAAUUAGCCAUGACUUAGUUACUCUAUAGUAACAUAAUCGAUAAAAACCUCUACAAAUGCAUACAAUAUCAUAGACCUAAAAAUAUUCCUUUAUAGGUCUAAAACUCAAAACCUGACUGUGGGAUAACACCACUUUUCCCAAAUUGCGUACUUUACCAAAGACCAUUUUUUCCAAUCGCCAGUUUCUUAUCAGAUUUAUCUUACCGGAUGGUAGACGAUAAGAAGAAUUAAUAGGAUAAAAUACAAAACAAAGUAUUAAUAUAUUGCCUGAGAAACUAUAGAUUUUACUUUCUGUUCGUUAAUUUUAAUUUCAAUAAGUACAUUGACCAACCAUAUUAAAUAUACUAGCAUACAAUUUCUUAUAGCAUUAUAACACAUUUGGAGCAGGAUUUUAUAUUUUUUAAAAAAUGAAUCCUUGUGUUGUACCAGAAUUCUCUGAAAGUUGGAAAAUGCAACACGAAGCUCAUGUGGCCGAAGCCAAAUCAAAAAAUCCCGAUAUCUUGUUGAUCGGUGCAUCAAUAAUAGAAUGUAUUCAAUGGUGUCCAAUAUGGAAAGAAAAGUUUGUUCCAUUAAAUAGUGUCAAUUUUGGCAUUUCAGGAGAUUGCACCCAACAUGUUUUGUGGAGAGUGCAAAACGGUAUUCUUGACCAUAUAAAGCCUAAGGUGUGUAUUCUUAAUGUUGGAUCAAAUAAUUUGGAUAGUAAUUCUCCUGUUGAUAUAUCCGAAGGAAUAUUGACAAUUACAAAAGAAAUAACAUCACGAAUUCCUGAAUGCAAUAUAUUUAUUAUAGGUAUUUUACCAUGUGGGCCACAUCCCAAUCCUUUUAGAGAAAAAGCUGAACAAGUGAACAUAGUUCUUAGUGAAAAAGUGAAGCAAACUCCUCGAGUAAAUCUCAUAAUUCCUGACAUUUUACAAAAAGAUGGUACGUUAAGUGAAAAGGAUGCACCAGAUUUUCUGCAUCCGUCAGAGUUGGGUUAUCGUAAAAUCUUUAAUCCUAUUUUACCUCAAGUUUUAGCCAUACUUAAUAAGUAACACAUAAAAAAAUAUUGAUAAUUGUUAUUAUUUAUGUUAACUUUUUUUUUUUGGUGUACUAAGAAUAUAUUUAUUGUCCAAAUUAUAUAGUCCAAAACUGUUUAAUAUAUAAUAGUAACUUGUAGAACCAAUUUUUGUGUAUUAUAAAAACAUUGUU
Messenger RNA from Adelges cooleyi (spruce gall adelgid), 1249 nucleotides. Its product is annotated as platelet-activating factor acetylhydrolase IB subunit alpha1-like. The coding region runs from base 469 to 1092 and encodes 207 amino acids. The record is from RefSeq and is a predicted model, not a curated record. The transcript is spliced from 4 exons. NCBI's taxonomy places the organism in Eukaryota, Metazoa, Arthropoda, Insecta, Hemiptera, Adelgidae.